Molecule: messenger RNA, 1017 nt
Organism: Komagataella phaffii GS115
Lineage: Eukaryota; Fungi; Ascomycota; Pichiomycetes; Pichiales; Pichiaceae
Product: Choline phosphate cytidylyltransferase
Exons: 1
Coding region: 1-1017 (338 amino acids)
Biological process (GO): phosphatidylethanolamine biosynthetic process
Cellular component (GO): cytoplasm
Molecular function (GO): ethanolamine-phosphate cytidylyltransferase activity
Source: RefSeq, a predicted model, not a curated record
AUGCUUCAAGCAAGACAGGAAGGAACCGAGUUGUAUGUUGGAGUCCAUUCAGACGAAGAAAUACUGAAACACAAAGGUCCAGUGGUAAUGAAACUACCUGAACGGGUGAUAGCAGUAGAAGGAUGCCGUUGGUGCACUAAGGUUGUUCCGAAUGCUCCCUAUGUUACAGACCCGCUAGUGAUGGACCAAUAUGGGUGCAAAUAUGUCGUACACGGUGAUGAUAUAACCACUGAUGCUGACGGCAAAGACUGUUACCAAAUUUGCAAGGACCUGGGUAGAUUCAUCGUGGUCAAACGUACACCAAACAUCAGCACCACUGAUCUGGUGGGAAGAAUGCUGGAUAUCAACUCCCAUCAUCACCAGGGUCCAAUCAGCUUAAAUCACCCCAUAACUGAUAUAAGGGAAAGGGUGCAGAGCUAUGCGAGUGACCCCAGUGGGCGAGACUCCUAUGCCGGGGUAUAUUUCAAUAUCGAAGAGUCUUCCACUCUGCAUGAAUUUGUCUCUCCCAAAAAUGGGUACCAAAAGGUUGUGUUGGUAGUGGGAGAGUUUGACCUUUUUCAUCCAGGCCAUAUCAAGUUCCUGCAGGAGACUCAAAAAUAUGCCCGUUCCAACGAUGCCAAGGUCAUUGUGGGCAUAUACGACGAUGCAACUGCAAAGAAUGCCAAUUAUCCAAUCAUGAAUCUAGUAGAACGAUCAUUAUGUGUGUUGCAAUCGAAAUACAUCGAUGGACUUGUGAUUGGGGCUCCCAAAGUAUUAGAUACUGCAUUCUUGGGCAAGAUCCCAGGUAAUGUGAUAAAAGUGGUAGUUAAUGCAUCAGAUCUGCCAUCCCAAGCACAGUUGUUGGAUCCAACUCUCGUCCACGAGCUAUCAGAGUAUGAAUACUCAGACAUGACAACCUCAACAAUAGUGAACCGAGUAUUAGAUAAUCGGGCCGAAUACGAGGAACGUCAAAGGAAAAAGGGUUGGAAAAGCGAGCUAGAGCAACAGCUCAAACAAGAAGUGGCCUACAAUAAAUAG